This is a messenger RNA of Tripterygium wilfordii, 2710 nucleotides long. RefSeq names its product two-component response regulator-like APRR1. The record is from RefSeq and is a predicted model, not a curated record. Gene Ontology annotation, biological process: phosphorelay signal transduction system; cytokinin-activated signaling pathway. The coding region runs from base 561 to 2297 and encodes 578 amino acids. Gene Ontology annotation, molecular function: protein binding. NCBI's taxonomy places the organism in Eukaryota, Viridiplantae, Streptophyta, Magnoliopsida, Celastrales, Celastraceae. The transcript is spliced from 6 exons.
CGACCAAGCAGUCUCGUCCUUCCGUCACAGACCAAACGAACGCACCAGAUCCACUCCACUCUUCUCCUCCAGCUCACGUUAGCCAUCACCACUAUCCCGUCUCACCAAUAGUAUAAUACUCUUGCCUAUUAAACUUCCGGCACCUUAGACUCCGGAGACGACAAUCCCUCUCUAUCGCACCUUGUGCUAACUUGCGCUGGUCUGUGGUGAUCCGAAUCUAGCCGUCGAUCACCACUCGGUCCCGCCCCCACCGUUUUGAUCCUGGAAGUUCAGUAAUUUUUAGGAAGAAACGCGUAUGAUCUCAAGUCAUCGCUUGCCGUUUAUGGAUGGAGGCUAUCAUGCGCAUAUCGGGAAAAUGGAGACUUGUUUGAAAUUGCUUCUCAAGUCGGGUGGUCUGUGUGCGUAUGCGUAAAUGAGUUUUCCGAUCCGAACCCUAAACCUAACUUCGCUUCCGAUUGGGUUCAGGGGCGGGAGGUUCCCCAUGAAGGUUUUCUAGUAUUAUAUGUGAAUCUCUGAGCUUCGUUUGUGUGAAGUGGAGACUGUGGAGUAGGAAUUUUUUCAUGAUGGAUUGUAAUGGUGAGAUUAAUUUUAGUAAGAACUGUGGUGCUGUCAGUAAUAGCAAAGGACGUGAUGGGUUCAUUGAUAGGAGCAAAGUCAGGAUUCUGCUCUGUGAUAGUGAUGCUAAGAGUGCGGAGGAGGUCUGCAAGCUCCUUUUGAAGUGCUGUUAUCAGGUAACUUCAGUGAGAUCAGCUAGACAGGUGAUUGAUGCACUGAAUGCCGAGGGAUCUGAUAUUGAUAUCAUACUUGCUGAAGUUGACCUUCCGAUGACCAAGGGCUUUAAAAUGUUGAAGUAUAUUGCAAGGGAUAAAGACUGGCGACGCAUUCCUGUGAUAAUGAUGUCAUCACAGGAUGAGGUUUCAAUCGUUGUCAAGUGCUUGAGGCUUGGUGCUGCUGAUUAUCUGGUUAAACCUCUGCGCACCAAUGAGCUGUUGAACCUGUGGACACACAUGUGGAGACGAAGGCACAUGCUUGGACUAGCAGAGAAGAAUAUCUUGAAUUAUGACUUUGAUUUAGUGGCAUCAGAUCCCAGUGAUGCUAAUACGAACAGCACCACUCUUUUCUCAGAUGAUACCGAUGACAAGUCUCGUAGGAGUACCAAUCCAGAGAUGGGGAUGCCAAUUCAUCAGGAAGAUGAGAUUGCUGCUGGUACUGCCGCUGCUACUGCAGCUGUUGAGCAUCUAUACUCUGGCUUGGUGGAGAAUCAACUAGAUGCACCAGUUGUUGGUGUCUGUCGAAAAGAGCAACUACCAUCUGUUCCAAAGAAGAGUGAAUUGAAAAUUGGUGAAUCUUCAGCCUUCUUUACGUAUGUUAAAUCAAGCAUACUCGGGACUAGUUCCCAAAAAGUUACCCAGAAUGAUGAAAACAGUGCUCAGCAUUCAGGGAAAGAAGAAAAAUUACAAAAAGGUGGUCAGCAGGUGAUAAGUGAAGCCCCAAUGCAUGAAAAUGGAGAUGUGUGGGAAACCUAUUCUCAAGGAGAUGACUUCCAUAGUGGUAUCAGCAUCCCAGAUUCUCUUUCUAUGGAGAGAUCUUGCACUCCAACAAUGUCAAGAGAAUUUUCACAAGGGAAUUGCAAUGGAGAAAUUUUCCCUCAGGGCCUUGCACAUUCAAGAAAUGAACACCAACUCGAUAAUUCUGGUUUAUCUGAACAGACACCUUAUCCCUAUUAUAUGUCAAGGAUUGUAAAUCAAGUUAUGAUGCCGUCAUCAGCAAAGAUGUAUCACGAGAAUGUAAAUCAGGUUAUGAUGCCGUUAUCAGCACAAAGGUAUCAAGAGAAUGCACAUGACCAACAGAAUAAUGUGACCGCCUCUAUGCUACCUCAUUACAGUCAUCUUCCACAAUGCCCUCCUCAUGUUUCGGGGAUGGCAUCAUUUCCUUAUUACCCAGUUAGUAUAUGCCUACAACAGAGUCAGGUGCCUGCUACUCAUUCAUGGUCAUCCCUUGGGAACUCAAAUUCUGCUGAGGUUAAACUAAAUAAAGUUGACAGAAGAGAGGCAGCACUGAUAAAGUUUAGGCAGAAAAGAAAGGAGCGGUGUUUUGACAAGAAGAUAAGGUAUGUGAAUCGAAAGCGACUUGCUGAAAGAAGGCCUCGAGUACGAGGACAGUUUGUGAGGAAGGUAAAUGGUGUGAAUGUGGAUCUUAAUGGGGAUCCUGCUCCUGCUGAUUAUGAAGAUGAUGAAGAUGAGGAGCGCAAUGCAUUAAAAGAUUCUUCUCCGGAGGAUGAUGCAUCGGGAUCUUAGUGUCUUUUAAGUUGCUGGUUCAUGAGGAAGGUACUUUUCUCCCAUUUCAUCUGGUACUGGUAGUUAAAGCUGUUCAAGAGUUUGUGUGUUGAUAGUUGUUCCCUAUGUGGAUGGAUGAGAACUUUGUUCUCCACUGAUCCAUCGAAGUAUGAGAUUCGGUGUUGUGAGGACAUAAACAUUGGUGAGAUCAAGUGUGGAGACAUCUGGUAUUUCAAAUGAGGGCACCUUUCCCCAAUUCGAUGCUGGUAUAUCCGCUUGUUAUGUGAGAAGCAAGAUCGUCUCUCCAGAGUUUUAUUGUUAUAUUAUCUCUGUGCUCGAAGUCUGGAAGUUCCAUAUAUUUGCAUUGUCAUAUUCUUUCCAGGACAUGUUAAAACUUUCAAUUAUAUUCUCAAAGAGAAGGUGAUCAUGUAGGA